GUUCAGGGCUUGAGGGGGGAGGGGGGAGGCGCCCAUCAGGACCCAGGCCUGAGGCAACAGUGGUGACUCCACUUUGCAUAAACCCUGCUGACCUAAGUGCCCUGGGGCUUGUCCCCAGCUGCCCACACCUCCUGGGUGCCCUAAGUGCCCAGACGGCCCUCCACCCUCACUGCAGUUGCAUUUCAGGGAUGCCAGAGACCAUGAUGCCUCUGUCAGAGCUGACACCACCUCACCUGAACCCCCACUCUGGGAAGGACAGGACGGCCACCUCCCAGACAAACCGGGUCUGGGCCCUGAAAAUGGUCCAAGGGGUCAAGGACUUUCCCGGUUGAGGGGGUUCCCCAGGCCUGGCUAGCCUGACCCUGACCCUGACCCUGACCCUGUGGGCCUACAGGGGGCGGGGGAGGGGGGGACAGAGAGUUCGAACUCUGAACCCUGGACAGGCAGGAGUCAGGGCACUAAGACCCUGGCUCUGCUUAGGGCCCCUCUAGGGCUGAAGUUUUCCGGGGCCUGUGGGGGAAGGGGCGGGGCCUCCUCUCCGCCUGGGAUCUCGUUUCCGUGGAAACCCACAGGCUUUCCACCCUGGCGCUGCCUGGGCAGGCUCCCAGCUGGGGCCUCAUCCACAGCCAGCCUCUCUUCCCCGUUCGGUCUGCUCCACCCCUGCCCCUCUGGGUCCCCUCCCUGAGUCCCUAUCCUCAGCCUGAGCCUCCGGCCUUCUCCCCUAGCCUCUGAUGCCUUCGGGAACCGGGGCCUCUCGCGCCCCAUCCCUAAACUUCAGCUUCUCAGCAAACAGGGCUCCCAAGCUCCCGCCCCUGCCUCUCAGGCCUCUCUAGCUCCUCUGCAGCUCUAGGGCCUGGCCAGGCCUCCUGCUCCUUCCACCUUCUCCCUCCCUACAGACCCACAGACAACAAGCCUCCUGGGCUGCACCCCCUGCUUACUCCUCUACCCCCCUCCCGCCCCCACCCAUGGAGCCCCCAGGACUGGUUGUGCACGGGGCGGUGGCGCCCUUUUCCACGGCACUCCGAAGCCUCGUCAACAACCCCCUGUACAGUGAUGUUCGCUUUGUGGUCGGUCAAGAACGGCAGGAGGUAUUUGCCCACCGGUGCUUGUUGGCGUGUAGAUGCAACUUCUUCCAGCGACUUCUGGGCUCGGAGAUGGGCCCUGGGGUGCCUAGCCCGGUUGUGCUAAGCACCGUGCCAGCUGAGGCCUUCCUGGCCGUGCUAGAGUUCCUGUACACCAACAGUGCCAAGCUGCACCGACACUCUGUGGGUCUGUGUGGCUGUCCCGUCUCAUUUCCCCCACCUCUUCUGGGCUCAGUUCACACCCUGCCUCACACACCUGCUAGCGUGGAGAGGACAUGCACCAGUAGAGAGAGAAGAGUUUUCUGUUCCCAGCUGUGCCUGGAGUUUGUGGUGAAGGUGCUGGAUGUGGAGCUAGUUUGUGAGGCUCUGCAGGUGGCCGUAACCUUUGGCCUGGGAUCGCUGCAGGAGCGUUGUGUAGCCUUCAUAGAGGCCCACAGCCAGGAGGCCCUCCGGACCCGUGGUUUCCUGGAGCUGUCGGCGCCAGCAUUGCUGCCCCUGCUGCGCAGCGACAAGCUCUGCGUGGACGAGGCCGAGCUCGUCCUGGCGGCCCGGAGCUGGGCACGGGUGGGCGCGGCGGUGCUGGAGCGGCCUGUGGCCGAGGUGGCGGCUCCGGUAGUGCGGGAGCUGAGACUGGCCUUACUGGCCCCUGCAGAACUGAGCGCCCUGGAAGAGCAGAACCGGAGGGAGCCACUCAUCCCGGUGGAGCAGAUCGUGGAGGCGUGGAAAUGCCACGCUCUGAGGAGAGGGGAUGCGGCCCGGGGCGCCCUGUGCCGCCGCCGGAGGGGCACCCUGCCCCGGGAGCAUCACCGCUUUCUGGACCCGCCCUUUAAGUGACCAAAGGCCACCGUGUCCGGGGACUUCGGGUCUCUGCCAAACUCCAGCUCCCGCCACGCUCGGCGCACGGAGACGGCUUCCGCUCCCAGCAUGCCGUGCGAGGAGGGCGCGGGAAGCGCGCGGCGGGGGCGGG
Messenger RNA from Phacochoerus africanus (Common warthog), 2049 nucleotides. It is a transcript of the gene BTBD19, whose product is annotated as BTB domain containing 19. The coding region runs from base 966 to 1916 and encodes 316 amino acids. NCBI's taxonomy places the organism in Eukaryota, Metazoa, Chordata, Mammalia, Artiodactyla, Suidae. Gene Ontology annotation, molecular function: protein binding. The record is from RefSeq and is a predicted model, not a curated record. The transcript has 8 exons.